Molecule: messenger RNA, 1355 nt
Organism: Ceratotherium simum simum (southern white rhinoceros)
Lineage: Eukaryota; Metazoa; Chordata; Mammalia; Perissodactyla; Rhinocerotidae
Source: RefSeq, a predicted model, not a curated record
GGCGGCAAAUUGUGAGGAGCCGCUGCCACUUUCAUGCUACCUGCCGGCUGCUCGCGCCGGCUGUUGGCCGAACUGCGUGACGCCCUGGACGCCUGCGCCGAGCGACAGCGGCAGUUGGAGCGGAGCCUGCGCGUCUCCCGGCGGCUGCUGCGGGUCUGGGAACCAGCCGAGCCUCCGGCUCCCGAGCCAACCCCAGGACCAAAAACUAAUGAAGAGGCGGGGUCUCCAGCACGCACACCCAGCCCCCAAGACCUCAAAGAGCUGGAGCUUCUGACCCAGGCACUGGAGAAGGCUGUACAAGUGCGAAAAGGCCUCUCUAAGACUGGAGAAAGAGACAGGGCCUCCAGCCUGAAGUCUGGGUCCGUUGCCUCUCCUGCCACCACAGCCUCUGCCCCACUCCACACCUCAGGCCGGGGUGGCAGCCAAGCAUCAGAGACAAAACCCCCCAGGGGCAUUCGCCGGACCACCGUGCCUGCCAAGGGCUUCCCUGAGCACAGGCUUCUGUCAGUGGGGGAUCGGACCUGUAUGGGGAGAGGGGCCCGAGCUGCCAAGCCUGGACCAGGCCUCAGGGACCAACAAAUAGCCCCAUCAGCUGCUUCUCAGUCCCCAGAAGCUUUCACACUCAAGGAGAAGGGGAUUCUGCUGCAGCUGCCCAUGGCCUUCAGGAAGGCGGCUUCCCAGAACUCCCGCCUGUGGGCCCAGCUCAGCUCUACAGAGACCGGUGACUCCAUGGAUGCCGCUAUCACCGCCAAAACCCAGUUCCUCCACAAAAUGCAGUCAGGCUGGCCUGGCUCCGGGCUCAGUGCUGCAGAGGUGGAGAGAGAGGUGGGGCGCCUGCGGAAGGCCUGCUCACUGCUGAGACUGCGCAUGGGGGAAGAGCUCACAGCAGACCCCAAGGACUGGAUGCAGGAGUACCGCUGCCUGCUUACCCUGGAGGGGCUGCAGGCCAUUGCAGGACAGUGUCUCCACAGGCUGCAGGAGCUGCAUGCAGCAGUGAUGGGACAGCAGCUGGUGCCAUGGCCUGAGGGGAGACUCCCCAGUGCCCCAUCGUUCUGUGGAGGAGGAACAGACACCAUCUGGAGCCCCCAGUUGCUUCUCUAUUCCAGCACCCAGGAGCUGCAGACCCUGGCGUCCCUCAGGCUGUGGGUAGCCAUGCUGGACCAGCAGAUCCACCUGGAAAAGGUCCUGAUGGCUGAACUCCUCCCCCUGGUGAGCACACAGAAGCCUCGGGGGCCACGCUGGCUGGCACUGUGCCGUGCUGUGCACAGCCUGCUCUGUGAAGGAGGUGAGCAUUUCCUCACCAUCCUGCGAGACACACCUGCUAACUGAGCCCUUCGCAUGGCCAGCCCCCCCAG